Messenger RNA from Microthlaspi erraticum, 1104 nucleotides. The record is from the annotation of a GenBank genome assembly. Lineage: Eukaryota; Viridiplantae; Streptophyta; Magnoliopsida; Brassicales; Brassicaceae.
AUGUCGUUGCUUGGUUUUCUUUGCCAAGUUGUUGCAUUGUCCGUCUUGUUCUUCUCUGAAGUGUGUCUCGCCGGGAAAAAUAUACCGGCGAGUUUUGUGUUCGGAGAUUCGUUGGUGGAUGCCGGAAACAACAACUAUAUAGACACAUUGUCAAGGGCUAAUUUUGUUCCUAAUGGGAUCGACUUUGGAUCGGCUACCGGAAGAUUUACAAACGGAAGAACAAUCGUCGAUAUCGUAUUGCAGGCAUUAGGCUCCGAUGAAUUCACUCCACCGUACUUAGCACCCACAACAAGAGGAUCCGUCAUUCUCAACGGCGUCAACUAUGCUUCCGGCGCAGGUGGAAUCCUCAAUUCCACCGGAAGAUUAUUUGGAGAGCGGAUAAAUGUGGAUGCACAACUAGACAACUUCGCAAACACAAGACAAGACAUCAUUUCUUGGAUCGGUGAAUCCGAGGCGGCUAAACUACUCCGGUCAGCAAUUUUCUCGGUUACCAUCGGUUCUAACGAUUUCAUCAACAACUAUUUCAUUCCGGCCGUACCAAACGUUGAACAAAAAGUACCUCCAGAAGUGUUCGUCGAUUCAAUGAUCUCAAAAUUCCUAUUACAACUAACCAGACUGUACGAAUUGGGUGCGAGGAAAAUCGUGGUGAUAAAUGUGGGUCCCAUUGGUUGCAUACCGUUCUCGAGAGAGACUGAUCCGGUAGCUGGGGAAGAAUGUUCGGUCAAACCAAAUGAGAUGGCUCAGAUGUACAAUCUCAAGCUUAAAACCGUCGUGGACGAUUUAAACGCUAAUCUCAAUGGCUCAAAAUUCGUCUACGGUGAUGUUUUCCGCAUUGUUUACGAUAUUAUCCAAAACUACGAAUCUUACGGUUUUGAGAAUGAGAAGAGUCCGUGUUGUGCGUUAGCUGGGAAAGUAGGUGGGCUGAUUCCAUGUGGCCCAUCUUCCAUUGUAUGUAUGGACCGUUCCAAAUACGUGUUUUGGGAUCCGUACCAUCCUACGGAAGAUGCUAACCUCAUCAUCGCCCGGCGUCUCCUCUCCGGCGGCACCUCCGACAUUUCUCCGAUCAAUAUCCGGCAACUCGCUUCACUUAAGCUAAACACAUGA